This is a messenger RNA of Uloborus diversus, 1927 nucleotides long. It is a transcript of the gene CkIIalpha, whose product is annotated as casein kinase II subunit alpha. The transcript has 13 exons. Bases 212 to 1399 code for a protein of 395 amino acids. Gene Ontology annotation, biological process: protein phosphorylation. Gene Ontology annotation, cellular component: protein kinase CK2 complex; nucleus; cytosol. Gene Ontology annotation, molecular function: protein serine/threonine kinase activity; ATP binding. The record is from RefSeq and is a predicted model, not a curated record. Lineage: Eukaryota; Metazoa; Arthropoda; Arachnida; Araneae; Uloboridae.
GUUGCCUGACGACCAUGAUUCUUCGGCCAUUUUGCCGAUGUAGUGAAACAUUUUAGGAACUUGAGUAAUUCAUGUCCUCUUCCUAUGUACAUUAAAUAAAAUUAAAGUAAAGCCUACCUAAACACUGACGUAAGAGAUUGGAACUAAUACACAUCGAACCUUGGUGGGUUCAAAGUUUCUAAAGUUUUUUGUUUGUUUUUAUUAUCGUGUAAUGCCACUGCCUAGUCGAGCUCGAGUUUAUGCUGAUGUUAACUCACACAGACCUAGAGAAUAUUGGGACUAUGAAUCUCAUGUUGUAGAAUGGGGAAAUCAAGAUGACUAUCAACUUGUCAGGAAACUAGGAAGAGGAAAAUAUAGUGAAGUUUUCGAAGCCAUCAACAUAACAAACAAUGAAAAAUGUGUUGUAAAAAUAUUAAAGCCAGUUAAAAAAAAGAAAAUAAAAAGAGAAAUCAAAAUUUUGGAAAACUUAAGAGGUGGACCUAAUAUUAUAGCUUUGCAAGCAGUUGUAAAAGAUUUUGUUUCAAGAACUCCAGCUUUAAUAUUUGAGCAUGUUAAUAAUACAGACUUCAAACAAUUGUACCAGACUCUAACUGACUAUGAUAUUAGAUUUUACUUGUAUGAAUUAUUAAAGGCUCUAGAUUAUAGUCACAGUAUGGGCAUUAUGCAUAGAGAUGUAAAGCCUCAUAAUGUUAUGAUUGAUCAUGAAAACCGAAAGUUACGUUUAAUUGAUUGGGGUUUGGCUGAGUUUUACCAUCCUGGUCAAGAGUACAAUGUUAGAGUUGCCUCUCGAUAUUUUAAAGGCCCGGAACUUUUAGUUGAUUACCAGAUGUACGAUUAUUCCUUGGACAUGUGGAGUUUAGGUUGUAUGUUAGCAAGUAUGAUAUUCAGAAAAGAACCAUUUUUCCAUGGGCAUGACAAUUAUGAUCAGUUAGUUAGAAUUGUUAAAGUAUUGGGUACUGAAGAAUUGUAUGAAUACCUUGACAAAUACCAAAUCGUUCUUGACAGUCGAUUCAAUGACAUAUUAGGAAGGCAUUCCCGCAAACGAUGGGAGCGCUUUGUGCACAGUGAUAAUCAACAUCUUGUUACUCCAGAAGCUCUUGAUUUCUUGGAUAAACUUUUGCGAUAUGACCAUCAAGAAAGACUUACUGCUCGUGAAGCUAUGGAUCAUCCCUAUUUCUAUAACAUUGCAAAAGAGCAAAAACCUCGUUUUGUUGAAUCACAACACAUGGGCAGUCACAGCAAUUCUCCCCCUCCAGUGACAUCUAGUGCUGCUGUAAAUGCUGCUCUUAGUUCCAGCAAUAUGACUGGCAUGCCGACUUCACCCAUCUCUUCUCCGAGUACUACAUCUAUACCUAACGCAACGGCAGCCCAUCUCAUUAAGACUGAUUCCAUGACCUAGCUACAACUUCAUUAAGUUGCAAAUAUAUGCUUGAGCUUCAUGUUCAAGCAGUUUUGGUUGUUCCAUCAGACUUUGGAAAAUUUGGACUUUUCUUGCCAAAUUCCUUGCAAUCCUUAACAGCAGUCUCAAAAGAAGGCAGCAGACCAGAUAUAUGUCAAAAUGUUGCCGAAGUAUCCACCAUCGGCUAACACGGGUAAAAAGUGCUGCCAUUUAGACUAAGAUCUCUCACCGACUCUUGAUGUUUGUUUAGUUUUCUUUCCUAUGCUGCUAUCUUUUACCAACCAGCAAGAGCUGAUAAAAUGAAUUAUGUUGUCAAAGUUUACUAUAUGCUUCUCAUUAGUUUAAAAAAAAAAUAAAAUGGGAUAAAAUCAUUUUUUAGCAUUCAUCUAUAGUUAUGUACCUAGUAUCCUGACUGAAAAAUCAUAUCUUAAAGACAUUAGAAAUUUAUUACAAUUGCAUUUUUAACUGGAUCAAUUACUACUUCCAUUUGUAUGCAUUUUUUGAAAUAAAAGGAAAAGGAAAGCUGUC